AGAGGUCUUCGUGUCUUGCAUUGCAUCAGAUCCCUGAAUUAACUAGCGAGCGAGCGAGCAUUGCUCCCGGCCUCUCCCUGCUUGCCUGCCUCCGAUCCAUCCUCUGCCGCCUGCAUCUAUCUAGCUAUCUAUGCCAUUGUUCCCAUUGGACACAUACAUAUACACACCUCUCUCUUCUUCCCGCGCGCGCUCUAGUACAUAUAGCUAGUACUAGUACGACAAGAAGAAGAAGAAGAAGAAGAGAGAAACAAGAAGGCAGGCAAGCAAGCAAUGGCGGCGAUGAGUGGGCUGUCAUCGCUCUGCCUCCUCCUCUUGGUAAGCGGUGUCGCACCGGCGCAGGCGGCGGAGAUGGAGAUUGAGUUGGUGCCGACGACGACGACGACAGAGUGCGCGAACCCGGUGAGCGUGGAGGCGGCGUGCCGCGGCGCGUCGGAGACGCACGCCGGCGUGGCCUACGAGCACUGCGUGGAGUCGCUGGGGGCGGACCCGCGCAGCAAGGAGGCCGGCAACAUGCAGGGCCUGGCCAUGGUGGCCACCAAGAUGGCCAUCGACCACGCCGCCAGCACCGAGGCCAAGAUCGACGACCUGGCGGAGCUGGAGGAGUCGCCGCACGCGCGCGCGCGCUUCAACCACUGCCUGGAGCAGUACGGCGGCGCCGCCGACCUCCUCCGCGACGCGCUGGACAACCUCAAGACGCAGAUCUACGGCAAGGCCAUGGAGCAGCUGUCCGCAGCGCUGGGCGCAUCAGAGAGCUGCGAGGACGCCUGGAAGGGCGAGGAGAGCGUCCCCGUCGCCGCGCACGACAGGGAGUACGGCCGGAUGGCGCACAUCGCGUUCGGCUUCACCCACGCCGCCGCAUGAUAGAUGCGUGGAGGAUGAAGAUGAUGAUCAAGAUGCAUGCAUUACCUAUAUAUCGAUCUUGUUCAAUUCAUCAUCUUGCUAUCUAAUUGAUUCUAGUCUGUUUCUUCUGAUCUUUUUUUUUCCGUGUGCGUGCUGUGCUGUGCUGGUGAUUAAAUAUGCAUGUGUGUUAAUGGUAGGCCGGGUUUCAUCAGAUGAAUCACGGAACAAGGAAUAAUAAAGAAGGCUGCUUAUUGAUGCA
Panicum virgatum (switchgrass) is the source of this 1099-nucleotide messenger RNA. Its product is annotated as putative invertase inhibitor. The record is from RefSeq and is a predicted model, not a curated record. Bases 271 to 861 code for a protein of 196 amino acids. The transcript has a single exon. NCBI's taxonomy places the organism in Eukaryota, Viridiplantae, Streptophyta, Magnoliopsida, Poales, Poaceae. Gene Ontology annotation, molecular function: enzyme inhibitor activity.